ACUUAACACUUCUCGUCUGGUUGAAUGAAAUCUGAGGUCAAGAUCAGCCGUUGCAGGGAAUCAUACAAAUGGAAACUGUAAUUUCCCCAUGAUAUAAUAGAAUGAAUAAUGGUCCUUGCUUUCAAAUGCAGUAAUAUCUGCAAUGCACAUGUCAAUUAUGCAAUCAAGUAUAGUGAGGAAGUUCAAGAGAGAGGCCAGUGAGAAAGAGCAAGAGCAUAAGAGAGAGAGAGAGAAGUGGGGGCACUGAGGCUAGUGGGAUCCAGGCAGGCUCAGGCUUCAUAUGCAGUUUUCGCUCACAGUGUGCACAGUGGAACUUUUCAGGAGUCAUAUUUACCAUCCAGUUCUCACCUUUCUCUUGUCGUCUUUCUUCUCCUUCUCACUGAGAUGUUGCAAUGUUCCGUGCCGUCUUGCAAAACGUGGAUUUGUGUCGGGUGAUUUUGUUAUAUUUUGUUUUUGCACCGGAAGCUGGCUGCAGAUCAGCCUAUGCAGACAGCUGUCAUGAGGUGAAGACAGCAUACAUGAUGCGCCAAAUAGGCCAGGUGGACAUGGUGCCAGACAGACCCCUAACAGAUGACUCUCUCCGGGUGUGUGUCCACUCCGGUCCUGGGUGCUGUACCAGUAAGAUGGAGGAUGGUUACAUGGCGGCUGUACGCAGCGAGACGCAGCAGAAGAUGCGAUCCUACAGCUUUGAGCUCAAAUACCUGAUCGAUGGACACAGCAAAUCCUACCAAGAUACCUUUGAUUCGCUAGUGUCCUUUACAUCUAAUUUGACCAACACCCUGUUCGACAGCGCCUACGCCAGCCUUGCAUCAGACUGUCGUCCCCUUGUACAUCAGCUUUUCAAUGACGUCAAACGCCAUCUUUCAGGAGACCCUAACUCCUCAUUGGAACACGCCGUGCGGCGUUUCUAUAACGAUCUCUUCCCAUUGGUUUAUCGCCGACUUCUUAACCCUGGUAUUGGCCAUAUGUUAGCCCAAACUUUUUCCUCUCCCUCCUCACCCACUAAUGAAGACUGCCUGCGGAUGACGCAACAGGAUAUCAGCCCAUUCGGGCCCCAUCCUCGACUUCUGGUCUCCAGCCUUUCCCGUGCACUUGGAAUUGGCCGAGCACUGAGCCGACUGCUAAGAUUGGCGGGGGACGUUGUGGAUGCAACAGAAAAGGCAACAUUUUCUAGAGAGUGUGGGCGGGGCUUAGUGAGGAUGCAGUACUGUUCCCAUUGCAGAGGUCUGACGCUGAUAAGGCCCUGUACUGGACUGUGUGUUAAUGUUAUGAGAGGAUGCCUGGUGGGGAUAUCAGAGCUUGCUGCCCCCUGGAGGAGUUUGGUUGUAUUGCUCCAACAGUUAGCAGCUACUUUAGCAACCAGCAGCAACCACAAUAGCAUGGAGCUAGCACUACUGGCGGUCAGGAACCAUGUGAAUGACGCCAUCCUGCACGCACAGCUGCAUGGGCCGCGGAUCACAGCAAUAGUAGAGAAGGUGUGUGGACCCCAGGCAGGUGGUCUUGUGCUGAUAAGCGGACAUCCUAACAUCUCACACGCUCCAACCCCUGCUGCCUCUGUAACACAAAUAACCUCAAAGAGGACGGCCAUGACUUUUCCCUCAAUGGGAUCUGGUGCUCAUCCCCAUCUGCAGCUUCAAACACAAAGGUUUUUCCCUCUCAAAGGAUCCAGAAGUGACAAGAGCCGUAGUUUGAAAAAACUCUCAAGGGAAUUUGAAGGUUCUAUUCAGCGGUACCAGUGGUUUUUCUCAGAGCUACCCGAGAUGCUUUGUGAAAGUGAAAUAGAGGUUGAGCAGCACACAUGUUGGAGUGGUCAAGAUGUCGUGGAGAGUUAUGCAGGUCGUGUGGUUGGAAGCACUUUAAGAGGCCAAAGGGAGAACCCAGAGAUGACUGUCCGUCAUGUUGAUCCUGUUCUGAAGGGGGCGAAACAUAGUCUGGAGCAGCUAACACAGGAACUUCGAUUGGAACUUGGCUGGGGAAGCAAAGCCAGGAGAAAGGGCAAUGACGAGGAAGGCGGGAGUGCAGAAACUGACACGGGGAGCGGAGAUGAUUGUGAUGAUGAAGACGGCUGUGAUGGAUCUGGUGCUGACACAGAUGAUUUGUCCAGCGGUCAUCGUCCAGUGACAGAUGUCAAGGCUCCUCCUCAGCACCGCAUUCCUCCUCAUCUCAGUUCUCCACCACUGGUGCCUAUCAAAGGUACAGCCAACACGCUGACUGUUGAACGACUACAUUUGACCCUGCUGACCGUCAUGCUGUUGCUGUCAUCAUGAAACGGGGAACCCUGCUGAGUCUUGGGUGUCAGAUCCACAAACUGUCAAACAGCCACAUUCUUUAUGUGGAUGUGGUUGUUGUUUGGUAUUUAAAAUGUUUCAAAGCACAGUUCGGCCACUCUGUUACUUUGUGGAUGGUGAAAAUGAACUGCUGGUCCAUGCAUGUGAGCUGUGAGUAUUUUUAUAUUUGACCUGUACUGACCUCUGUGUGCUCACUUGUAUUUAACUUUCAUAGCAUAGAAUGCACUACUUUUUUUCAAGAGGUGUAAAUACAAAUCUAUAUAUUAUAUAUUUAUAUAAAGACGUUAUGUAGAUUGUUGUGUAAAAUAACAUACCGUAGAUGUCAAAGGAUGAUAGACAGCAAUUAAAGCAAUGCUGAAUCUGAAUGUAUAGCUCACAGAUCAUCCCACUCUCUUGGCUCUUUGUUGAGUUCCCUGCCACUCCCCAAACUGUGCACUGCAACAAGGUAGACAAGAGGAAUACUGAUGAAUAUAUUCAAAAGUGUGCAAAUUAACCAGCUGAAGGACGCUUUGCAUAUCUGUCAGUGGAUGACUGACUUUCUUCUUAAAUGUGUCACACUGUUAUGCAUGUAUUAACUUCCAGGGAUAACCCAACAUGGUUCUAAGAGCAAGACUACAUGUUUUGGCCUGGCAUGUAUUCAUUUGACAUGUAGAAUAAGACUCAAAAAAUUGUGAAUAUUAACAUUAGUAAUAAACUUGUGCAUCUGAAUGCAUAUCCUUUCAUUGGAUGCAGUCAAAUUAUAAAAGAAACAAUCAAGUGUCUGUUCUGUGUUGUCUCUGAUGUUAAUUUGAGACUUACAGAUUGUUAGCAUCAUGAUUUCAUUUCCAGAUAUUUAUCAUUUGUUGCAUAACUUCUGCUCUCACAUUCUUGUCAGUUGGAAUACGUUUUUGAGAAAAAGGUAUAAAAAGCAAAAAAUGCAGUUUUCAAAUGUUCAAUGAAUUGAGGUAUGCUGAGAUUGGGUGGUAUGGUGAUGUGUUCUUGUAUUGUUCAACUUUUGGAAGUUUUUUUUCCUGGAAAAACACUGUACAAUCUUAAUCAGAGGGUGGCAUUUCAAAAUACUCAUGAACCUAUGCUAAAUUUUUGUGUAAUUUUUAAAAUGUAAACUGGAAAACAUACUAACCGGGACAUUUGUUUGGGGUUCUAUUGCAUUUGACUUCACCCUGAAUUAAAAUAGUUUUAUAAUUCACAUUAAUAGAGCCCGCCGUGGUGAAGUGUUUAGCGUUCUGGACUUUGGAGCGCAUGCCUCAGGUUAGAAUCUGCACUAGUAAGCAUCAUUGGUAUUCGUUAGGAAGGUCAAAAAGAUCUGCUUUGUGACUCCGUAAUCAGGAAAAAGCUGAAAGAAACAAACAUUUCACAGUAAUCCAAAUACAUAGGAAAUAAAUUGUUAAAUUAAUACUUUUUUUGGCAUUUUUUUUAAACAGUCUUGGGCUAGACUUGAUACCCACAGCCUCCUGUUUAAAAAGGUAGCAGCUGUACCAUUACACCACCAGAGACAAACAAGUAAAAUUUGCCAUUUUACUCUCUAAUUCUGUGUGCUGUCAAUCAUUGUGGCAACAAGCACAGUGUCAGAUUACACAUCCUUUGCGCAUUUUGCCCAGAUGGUGGGGGCCUGUGCACAGUGCAUUUUCUCAUCGUAUAGGGAGGGGUGGCACUGAUGAGGGGUUCCACAUUUGCAAGAAGGUCAUUUAAUAAAUUUACAUCAAUCAUAUUUAUAGACUUCAAUCAUCCUAUAUUAGUAUCCCGGUAUGACUGAAAGCGUGCACACCCUUUUUUGACACCUCUUCCUCACAUUAACAAUAAUUGAGUACAGUGUAACCAGCUGCAUUAAACUGAGCUUUUUCAAGUUGAAGCCAGUUUGUGUUGGCCUGGACGCCAGCCAGUAAUUCACUCCCAUGCUAUUAUGUCAAUGUUUAUUGGCAGUGGCUCAGUGAUUUUAUCUUGAGUGGCAGAUAGUUUUGACGAGGAGUGGCAGGUAAGCUAUUAAAAGAGACACGCUUUCAUCAUUUCUGUGAUUUAUUGUUUAUAGGUGUGUGUGCAGUAUAUUGCAGCCAAUGAUGAUCUGCAAGCAGGCUCUGCAGGGAAUAGCAUAUUGAUGUUUACCCUUUCUUUUACCUACUGUAUGUCAGAUGCUCCUGAAAAAGGAGUAAUGAAUGAGUUUGUCUGCUGUGAAGGAAAUAUUUGUCAAUUUGACGACAGAGAAGAACCUAACAAGCUUACAGGUCAACAUAAUGCAAAUUCUAGCAGGUUUCCCGGCUUUGUUUCUGAUUAUUCCUUUUCAUCUUCAUGCUCGGGUGCUUUACAAGCAAAAUUCAUCUGGAUUCGUCAGAACUCGUCUGAUGAUGACAGUUGAGACUCCUCCUCAUCGGCUAAGUUCACAAUGCAGGUUAAUUCCGAUAUUUCCUUGUUCACAUGUGACCUCUUUCUGAUUUUUUCAUGUCAGUGUGGACAGCACAAUUCAGAUUUCUUUCAAAUGUAGAUACAUGUCAGAUAUGUACACAAUGCU
Molecule: messenger RNA, 4791 nt
Organism: Doryrhamphus excisus (bluestripe pipefish)
Lineage: Eukaryota; Metazoa; Chordata; Actinopteri; Syngnathiformes; Syngnathidae
Product: glypican-5-like
Biological process (GO): cell migration; regulation of protein localization to membrane; positive regulation of canonical Wnt signaling pathway
Cellular component (GO): cell surface; extracellular region; plasma membrane
Source: RefSeq, a predicted model, not a curated record